CUCGAGCAACAGUGCGCAACACUAUUGACAAAGAUGCUGUGCCAGUGAGUGUCGACUUGUCAAAAACAGAUUUGUUUAGAAUUUCUAGAAAGAGAACCUUUAAACUUGUGAAUUAUUACCAUAUGUGUGGCAAGCAGGGUUUUCAUUAGUUUGUAAUAAGUUGAUCCCUGGAACUGAUCACAAUGUCUCAAAGGGAUCCAGGACCUAUACCCAAUAGGUGGUUGAGGUGCCCACGAAAGGCAACGGGACUCGUUGCUGAUAAGUUUAUGGCUUUCAAGACUCCUUUGGGAUCUCAAUUCAAUGACAAAGUACCUGAAGAAAACCGUUUCACGCCAUCCAUGUUGUUUGUUUACAUGAAAAGCAUGAAAAUCCAACUGGGUCUAUGGAUUGAUCUGACAAACACCAGUCGGUUUUAUAACAAGGCAGAAGUAGAAGAAGCAGGAUGUAAGUAUGUGAAAAUGCAAUGCAGAGGACAUGGAGAAACACCUUCACCUGAACAGACCAGAGAAUUCAUCAACUUGGUAGCAAGAUUUAUAAGCCAGAAGCCUCUAGAGUUUAUCGGUGUCCACUGCACCCAUGGUUUCAAUAGGACAGGCUUCCUACUGGUCUCAUACAUGGUGGAACAUUUGGACUGCAGUGUUCAAGCCGCUAUCAAUGAAUUUGCUAGGAUGAGGCCCCCUGGUAUAUACAAGCAGGAUUACUUACAAGAGUUGUUCCGUCGAUAUGAUGAGAUAGAGUUGACCCCCGCAGCACCCGCCCUGCCUGAUUGGUGUCAUGAAGAAGAAGAGGAUUUCGAUGACGAUGUCCCCAGUAAUUCUACAAACACCUCAACAUCCAAUCCACGCAAGCACAAAGGCAAAGGAAGACGGGAGACCACCCACAAGAAGGCCACAUUCAUGCCAGGAGUCAGAGGCGUAGAGCCCUUCGACACCCAGCCUCGGCUUAGUGAAGUACAGAAGAAGGCUCAGCAGUUCUGUGAGUGGAACACCACUGGGUUCCCGGGUUCACAGCCCGUGUCUAUGGAUAUGGUGAAUCUGAGGAAAUUGCAUGAGAAACCUUAUAGGGUCUCGUGGAAAGCUGAUGGUGUUAGGUAUAUGAUGUUAAUCGACGGUGAAGGCGAAGUAUACAUGUUGGACCGAGACAACUGCGUGUUCAAAGUGUUCGGCCUUCGAUUCCCGCACAGAAAGGAUCUAAGAAGACAUUUGAAGAAUACUCUACUUGAUGGCGAAAUGGUGAUAGAUAAAGUGGACAACAAGGACAUACCUCGGUACUUGUGCUAUGAUGUCAUCAGCUUCGAAGGGACUGAUACAGGCAGAAUGGAGUUCUACCCAACUAGACUGAGUUACAUCGAAAAUGAAAUCGUUAAUCCUAGGCACCAAGCUAUGAAGGAAGGUAAAAUCAAAAAGGAACAGGAACCGUUCAGUAUACGGCUGAAACAAUUCUGGGAGCUGCCGAUGGCCAGACAGCUGUUAGGAGAGAAGUUUGCUAAGACAUUGUCUCAUGAGCCCGAUGGACUUAUAUUCCAGCCUUCUAAGGAGAGGUACAUAGCGGGCCCCUGCGAAGACGUGCUGAAGUGGAAGCCCAGUCACAUGAACAGUGUAGACUUUAAGUUAAAAAUUGUUACACAGGGUGGACAGGGAAUUCUGCCAACAAAAGUGGGGUACUUAUACGUGGGUAAAAUGGACCAGCCCUUCGCUUCAAUGAAAGUGACGAAAGACAUCAAACACCUCGACAAUAAAAUUAUAGAGUGCACCUUCGAGAACGGACGCUGGGUCUUCAUGAGGGAGCGGACUGACAAAUCUUUUCCUAAUAGUUUUAAUACUGCGUCUUCCGUCUGCGAAAGCAUAAAGGAUCCAGUUACCAAGGAGAUCUUACUGGACUACAUAGACAACCAUAGAUUCCACGACGAUUCGGAUAUGAUGCCGCCUCCCAAACGCAUGCGUCGAUAGCCCAAUAUACAUUGUAGACACAUAAUAAAAGAUGGCGCGAUUGUCUUAUUUAUUUCUACAACUGCGUAAUUAUAUCGUCGAGUUGAGAUUUUAAAUGUCUGAAAUUAUUUAUUCACCGGAAAAAUUUAAAAAUCGUUUUACCCUUCAGUGUACGGAACCCUAAAAAGAAUAUAAUGAAUCCUAUUGUUCUUGAUCUCGUAAAUAGCAAUCAUAUCUGGUUGUGGCUCCCUGAAACCUUAUUUAUUGUAUUGGUGCAGCUAAAUUAUUAAUUAAGAUUAUAAAUUAAUUGGCUAGUAAAUGAAUCAUUGAAAUGUAUCUUACCAGCAUGGGUCUGUUUCAUAACUUCAAAGUGUUAUCUAAUCAAUUUAAAAUGUGUGAAAUAUUUAUAAGUUAUUUAAUUUAAUAAUGAACUUAUUCGGAGCUCUACUAUGGCAACCGCUGAUUGGGCCAUAGACAAAUCCUCUUGGUGUUACCAUUUAAAAAUAAUGACAAUCGAGCUAUCAAUUCACUCAUUCAUGUUGAUAAAUAUAAUUUAAUAAAUAAGUUACUUAUGUAAUAAAAUAGUUUAUAAGAGCAAGGACAUAACAUCCAUGAAGCGUCGUCCUAAUUGGCAGCGAUCGCGCGAUGGCGCGAUGCGUUUUUCAUCUAAGACGUCGUCCUAAUUGACAGCGAUUGUACGAUGACACGAUGCGUUCUCGUCGUUCGAUGAGUUCAAACAUACAGAUUUCAUCAGAGUGUCCUAUUUGAACCUCGCAAGUGAGAUCGUGAGAUGAAAAACGCAUCGCGCGCCAUCGUGCGAUCGCUGCCAAUUAGGACGACGCCUGAAACCUUGUCGUAUUUUUUCGAAAUUCACAUUGUUGUGUUUUCUUUUUUUGUAAAAUGGAAUGUUAUGUUGUAUUAAACAUUAUGAAAUAAAAAAAAUGUAUGGAUAGUUAAUUUAUGGA
Molecule: messenger RNA, 2893 nt
Organism: Helicoverpa armigera (cotton bollworm)
Lineage: Eukaryota; Metazoa; Arthropoda; Insecta; Lepidoptera; Noctuidae
Gene: mRNA-cap
Product: mRNA-capping enzyme
Exons: 12
Coding region: 183-1949 (588 amino acids)
Biological process (GO): dephosphorylation; 7-methylguanosine mRNA capping
Molecular function (GO): mRNA 5'-triphosphate monophosphatase activity; mRNA guanylyltransferase activity; ATP binding
Source: RefSeq, a predicted model, not a curated record